AUGAAACGUUAUGCCUUGAUGAUCACUGCGCUUCCUUUCGUUUGCCUCCUGAUUGGUUACAGUGCAGGUGUAAAUUUGGAGACAGUGAUCAUUGGUGAAGAAUCUUGGAAGCCGGAGGCAGGUUUAAGCGAAAGGAAACUACCAGCCGGCUAUAACUUAUGGAAAAAUACACCCAAGCUCGAGAUUCCGAGCUGGAGCAGUGGAGAACCAAGUUUUCAACACGAAGGAAAUCACCUCACAAGGGCUAAAUUCGAGUGGCCAUCCGCAACUGAAGUCGGCAUCGUUUACAAUCAGUCCGACCAUCCUAUGCAAUUCUUGCUACAACAUGCUGAUACUAAAGCGUUUGUAUAUUGUCGUUCGGUCCAGCAAGGUUAUGGGCAAAGGGUCAUCAUUCCGCGCAAUUGUCGAGUUGGAUCCUUGUGGCUUUACAUAGGUCCAGAAGUGGCAGAAGCAGCCGAGAAUGAGAGAAAGCCCAAAUCAGCCAUUUCUGCUUUUCUUUCUGCUUUAAACAUAGUUUAA
Molecule: messenger RNA, 519 nt
Organism: Puccinia graminis f. sp. tritici CRL 75-36-700-3
Lineage: Eukaryota; Fungi; Basidiomycota; Pucciniomycetes; Pucciniales; Pucciniaceae
Exons: 2
Coding region: 1-519 (172 amino acids)
Source: RefSeq, a predicted model, not a curated record